This is a messenger RNA of Chenopodium quinoa (quinoa), 1176 nucleotides long. RefSeq lists its product as uncharacterized. NCBI's taxonomy places the organism in Eukaryota, Viridiplantae, Streptophyta, Magnoliopsida, Caryophyllales, Amaranthaceae. The record is from RefSeq and is a predicted model, not a curated record. The transcript has a single exon. The coding region runs from base 1 to 1176 and encodes 391 amino acids. Gene Ontology annotation, molecular function: RNA-DNA hybrid ribonuclease activity; nucleic acid binding.
AUGGGGUGGGAUGAUACUAAAAUUGUGGAUUCGUUUGUUCCUGCGGAUGCCUCUGCUAUCCUAGCUAUGGAACUUCCUGAUACUACUCAAGAUGAUUUCUGUUACUGGACGGGUACCCCUGCUAGAAAGUACUCGAUUAAGACUGGCUACGCAAUGCUUCAACAACAACUUUCUCCUUCUUCUACACCUUCCGCUACUGACUCCUUUUGGAAGGUUCUUUGGUCUCUUCAGUUGCAAUCGAAAUGGAAGUUGUUCUUAUGGAAGUUGUUACAUCGUGCUCUAGCGGUCAAGGUUGAACUCAAUCACAGAGGAGUUCCGAUUCAAGAUGUUUUCUGUGACCUCUGUAGUACGGAACCAGAGGAUUUACAACACCUUUUCAGGAUGUGCGCCAGCGCGCGUUCGAUUUGGAGGGGUGGAUGCCUCAGCAUUCGCUCAGAAUUUAAUGGAGACCUUUCUCUCUCAGAUUGGAUCCAAGAAUAUAUCCGACUUUUUAUCAGUCGGGAUGGACUUUCAAGUGCUCGCUUAGGUACUUUCAUCGGUACGCUUUGGACCUUGUGGUUAUGCCGUAAUUCUAGAGUCUUUAGGGAUUCAUCGUCGUCUAGGCCUUUUGAUUCGACGUUUGCGAAGGUCAUGGAGAAUCAUUCUGUCUUUGUCAACUCUAAUAGCAUUCCUGUUAUUGUGGAGGCUAAUGGUGGUUCUUCUUCUCCGCCUGGGUUUUACAGGGCUCAGCUUGGCCUGCACCCCCAUGACAGGAGUUUACUCUCACUUCAGAUUGAUGGCUUCUGGUUUAAAGAUUCUCUACAAGCUGGAAUGGGUUGGUGCAUGGAUAAUGAGGAUCCGUUGGAUGAUCGGAUUACUGGAGGUAGCAAGUACGGGGUUUGCUCCUCUCCUUUACAUGCAGAGGCUUUAGCUUGCUUGUAUGGGCUUCAAUGGGCUUUACAUUCCGGGAUUCUGUCUCUUACGGUUUUUACUGAUUCACAUAAUCUGGUCUCCUUGCUUCGUGGAGAGGGUCAGGGUAGCAUCGCUUAUAAAUGGCUUAUUCGGAGAAUUUUGCAACUUGCCUCUCGCUUCCAGGUUUGUGGUAUUCAUAAGGCGGAUCGCCAGCGCGUCCACAGAGCUCACCAAAUUGCCGGAGAAGCGGCAAUUCACUCUAUUUGUUUUAAUAUUAAUAUGUAG